Molecule: messenger RNA, 492 nt
Organism: Parascedosporium putredinis
Lineage: Eukaryota; Fungi; Ascomycota; Sordariomycetes; Microascales; Microascaceae
Source: the annotation of a GenBank genome assembly
AUGCCUUCCAAAAAGAACGCGGCUCGAUAUGACAGGGUAUGUUCUUCGCAUGCUGGUACCGUCCUUAGAUCCCGUUUCGAGGGGCGGCCAGAGAUGCGCCGAGAGCUGUACAGAGGAAGUUUCGUCGGGGAGGUCGUGAAAUGGAUGCUCAAUCACGGCAUGGGGCGAGCAUUUUUCUGGUUGGAGCACACCGAAGUGGAUGGAGUCGGCUGGACCCAAACAGUGUCGACCCUCGACAAAACAGAAUUCAUCGCGGCCACGGUGAUGCUGAUCGGGAUCAUGGCAAUCUGUUUCGCCCCAUUCUGCCUUGUGAGUUUUGGAGUCGGCCACGACAAGGUGUUUACCGGCGUAGCCCUCGCGAUCUGUGGCAUCGUUGUGGCUACCUUUUUGUAUGGAGGCCAGGUGGGAGUAGGUAGCGUCAUCAUCGGCUUGACCUAUAUGACCGUCCUCUUCUCAUCCAUCUCGGAGCGGCUCAUUGGCACUUCUAGCUAA